Messenger RNA from Pomacea canaliculata, 2359 nucleotides. RefSeq names its product cyclin-dependent kinase 10-like. The record is from RefSeq and is a predicted model, not a curated record. NCBI's taxonomy places the organism in Eukaryota, Metazoa, Mollusca, Gastropoda, Architaenioglossa, Ampullariidae. The transcript is spliced from 16 exons. Gene Ontology annotation, molecular function: ATP binding; cyclin-dependent protein serine/threonine kinase activity. Gene Ontology annotation, biological process: protein phosphorylation; regulation of mitotic cell cycle. Gene Ontology annotation, cellular component: nucleus. Bases 176 to 1333 code for a protein of 385 amino acids.
GAGUGCACCAAGUCGAGGUAACUCUGAUGGAAAGUAUCGCACGCUGAAGUCUCUCUGGACGCAAGUGGGAUUUAUGUGUUAUUUGCCUACAAAUAUUAAGUCUUGACAAGAUAUCAGACAAAGACGAUAAGAAAAAAUAGCUUGUAGAUGUACAGUUAAAAUAUUCGAUUGAAAAAUGAGUAACUUUGAAUCGGACCUCAAAAGAAAAGAAACGCAGGACAGGUCUGCGUUGUUUUCUAUAUUGACAGGAGAGUGGAUGGAGAUUUCACCGCAACAUAAGACAGGAAAUUGUAGAAGUGUCACAGACUUUGAAAAGUUGAACAGAGUUGGCGAAGGCACUUAUGGUGUUGUUUACCGUGCACGAGACACAAAAUGCAAUAAGAUUGUUGCCCUGAAGAAAAUGAGAAUGGAUGGGGAAAAAUACGGAAUUCCAAUAAGUGGGCUGCGUGAGAUUAACAUUCUGCUCAAUCUUCGUCAUCAGAAUGUUGUGGAACUAAAAGAAGUAGUAGUAGGUAAAAGCCUUGAGAGCAUAUUUCUUGUGAUGGAAUACUGUGAACAAGACCUGGCAUCUCUGCUGGACAAUAUGCCUGCACCAUUUUCAGAAUCUCAGGUAAAAUGCAUCAUGCUGCAGCUGUUUAAAGGACUGCAUUACCUUCAUGACAACUUUAUUAUUCACAGGGACUUGAAAGUGUCCAAUCUCUUGAUGACUGACAAAGGCUGUGUCAAAAUAGCUGAUUUUGGUUUGGCCAGGAACUAUGGCCUCCCACAGAAACCUCUGACACCAAAAGUGGUCACAUUGUGGUACAGGGCACCAGAGCUCCUGUUUGGAUCCAAAACUCACACAACAGCAAUUGACAUGUGGUCUGCGGGAUGUAUUUUGGGAGAAUUGCUUGCUCAUCGACCACUUUUGCCAGGGCGGUCAGAGCUGCAACAGAUUGAACUUAUUAUGGAGAUGUUGGGCACUCCUAAUGAUACCAUCUGGCCUGGGUUUUCCAAACUACCAGCUUUCAAACAGUUUUCACUCAGAAAACAACCGUAUAACAAUUUGCGCCACACAUUUCCUUGGUUGUCUGAGUCAGGCAUUCGGCUUCUGAAUGGUCUUUUUAUGUACGAUCCAGAUAAAAGGGCCACAGCCGAAGAUUGUUUAGACCAUUCAUACUUCAAGGAACAGCCACAUCCAUGUGACCCAGAGUUCAUGCCUUCAUUUCCCCAACAUCGAUUAAAACGCAAGAACCAAGAAAAUACAGAUGUAAAAAGAAAAUCUUCAGACUCGUUCAAGGACUUUGGUCAGACAUCAAAGGGCCCUCCAUUGAGUAAGAAGAAGAAGUAUUAAUCUCUGGAUUUUGAACUGGAAACAGAAGCAAAAGUCUAAGAUUGAUGAUAUGCAAGACUGCAUUGACAAUUUUUAUUGGAAUUUCGAGUGUUGAGAAUACCUGAGGAUGUAAGUGUGGCAUUCAGCACCCCUAUCCUGUAAAACAGACACUUCUUCACAUGCCUCAGGUUUCACAUUCUUCAUUCUUAUGGAUCUGAUAGCUAGAACAGCUUGCUUCCAACACAACAGCAGAAAUCAGCCUUUAAAACUAACAGAGGGGCUGCCUACUAUGGAUCUUGACUUCAUCUUGAGUGCUUGCAUGCAUCUUGAGAACCUUAUACCUGUGUGGCACCCUGAGCCUAUAUGUGCAGCAUCUUAUCCGGUCAUAAACAUAGAGUAGGGGUGGGGAUUAUCCAUCCUGCAGGCCAUAAUAGGCCCACAAUCCUUUCAUCUGACCCUGCCCAGGCAACUGCAGGCAGGAUUCAAACUUCAAUAAACCAAGUUUUUUCAUGGCAACAUAAAUUUAUAUUGAUAGUAAUAAUGUAAAUUUUGAGGGACAAGCAAGGAACACCCAUUAUAGGGAUAGGACACAUACAAGUACAUGAUGGGAGAGACGUUUUCAGUUAACUUUUUACAGUCUGAAUGAUAUUAUAAGGAUGCAAAUGGUCCUUGGCCAAAAUAAAAGAUUCCCACCUUUGUGCUACUGCUGCACAAAGUUUUUGCUGGCACUAUAUCUAUGUUUAGAGAAAAUGGAAUCUAUUUGUUUAUUGCUAUUCAAAAGCUUUUAUAAAUGCAUGUUAUUGUUCAUUCUUUAUUCAAAGCAGCAUUUGGACACUUUUAGACAACAGUUUGCUAAACAUGCUUCCUGCUAUAAACAAAUGCAAUUAACAUGGAAAAGUCCUCAAAAGGGUGAUAAAUGAUGUUGUAUAAUUAUAAAUGAUGUGGUAUAAUUAUAAAUGCAUGGAGCUUCCUUUCUGUGUGUGAAUUUGCCAAUGCAGUGAACAAAGUAACUGUUUGAGGGAAAAUAAAUCUGCACAGAGCAACAAA